Molecule: messenger RNA, 429 nt
Organism: Saprolegnia diclina VS20
Lineage: Eukaryota; Oomycota; Saprolegniomycetes; Saprolegniales; Saprolegniaceae
Exons: 2
Coding region: 1-429 (142 amino acids)
Biological process (GO): zinc ion transmembrane transport
Cellular component (GO): plasma membrane
Molecular function (GO): zinc ion transmembrane transporter activity
Source: RefSeq, a predicted model, not a curated record
AUGUUCCAGGCCAGCGACGACGACGCCAAUCCCUGCGGCUUUGUCCAAGGUCGUGACGACAACUAUGACAUGGCGCUGCAUAUCGGUGCCAUCUUUAUCAUCCUCGCCUUCUCGCUCGUGGGGUCGCUCCUGCCCGUGCUCUCCAAGCACCUCGCGUGUUUGAAGCAAAUGGCCGCCAUCAUGUCGUAUGUCAAUGCGUUUGGCGUCGGCGUUGUCAUUGCGACCGCGCUCGUGCACAUGCUUCCGCCGGCCAACGACGCACUCAACAACGCGUGCCUCGGUCUCUCGUACCCGGGCUUGGCCAACGUCAUUGCGGUCGUAGCCAUCCUCUUGCUGCAGUGCCUUCAGACCGAGCUCACGGCGCGGUUUGCCGCCCCAGCGGCGCCGAGUCGCCGUCGCACCAGUUUCACAGCCACGGCCACAUCCUGA